AUGGAGGAAAGCGUAUUGAAUGCAUUCAAAGAAAUCUCUCAGAGGGAGUAUCUUAACUCAUUCUUCUCCUACAGUGAAACAGUUGAUAUUUACCAUACAAUAUUGCUACUGAAGAACCAAUAUGCAAAUACUGAAGAGUCUCCUGAAGAAGGAAAGAUAGGAGAACCUGUUACCAUAAAUAACAAAAAGAACUAUAUCACUCCUAAAUUUGAAGGUAUAUAUAUGAUAUUUGAAACUAAACAAGUGCUGUUUACUUUCAUUGAGAAGUGCCAAGAAGGUCUCGAAAUUCACGGGCUUCCACAAAAACAAAGCUUAUAUUCCCUCUUCCUUCUACAAAUGGGUCUUUAUAUUAUCAAACAAGAUGACGAUCUCGACGACAGCUUUAUCCCUUUCGACAUCGAAGACGAGACUCGGUUGGUAAAAUCCAUGUACAUCUCUCGACUCCUAACAUCACUAUCUCUCCCUCCACCCUCCCUCUCCACUGCCUCUUCCUUCCACACUCUCCUCUCCUUCUCCCAGACCCUCACCGCCUACACCCACAAGCUCUCCACACUGGACACCUCCCUUCUACAGUCAGACCCCAAUUCCUUCCUUGACCUAGAAUUCGAGACCAAGGUCAGCCUGAACAACCUGUUCCUCCUGAUCAUGAACAAUUAUGACAGCCCAGAGAUGAAGCAGGAGAUUGCCAAACCUGUCUACAGGCUUGAGAGAAACUCCUUCGUGGUUAUUAGGCUGAGCCUAGAGCUGCCCAUUGGACCGAUUAGGAAGAGUCUUAUUAUGUUUUAUCUUUAUAUGAACAGUCUUUUUGGGGACUUAGAGAUCCCUCCAAACGAGUCGGAAGAGGAUAGUAAGGGAUAUGUUAAGAUAACACCACGGCUUAUGGAUUUUGUUGAAGUGCAUAGAAAUUUAGACUCGGGAAAUCCGGUCGAGAAUUUUUAUAAGAAGCAUAUUGUUAAUGUCAAGGAUAACCCGAUUCCUCAGAUUCUUGUAGUGGCUAUUUUAAGAAUCUUGCUGACAACCUGUCCUAAUGCGAAUAGGUCCUCAGGAGGAAUCGACCUCCAUAGAGAGUGGAUCUCUAGUAUCAGCCUUCUAGUCAAAUAUCCUGAAAUUUACUCUAUAUUUAUCGAAAACAAGGCGGAUGAUUGCCCGCUAAUCCACAACAGGAUUAUUAGCCUUUACUCAAAUAAAGAAGAAAGUAAAGAAGAAAAUAAAGAUAGGGACAAUAGCGACGACUCUGAGAAGGAAUCAAACUCUGAAGAGGAUCAAGACUCAAAUAAAAGUAAAGAUAGCUCUAAUGAAGAAGACACGAAAUAUUUCAAACUGUUUGCAGAAGGAGAACUAGACUUGGCUGUGUCUGACUUAUUCAACUUCGAAAAUUACAGACAUAGUAUGAUUUCAGCGAAGUUCAUCGGACAGCUAUUGCUUUUUAUACAAAGAAAGUUCCAAUACAAUCAUGUAAUUCAAGGAGUUUAUUUCUCUUCUCUAAUAGUAGACGCCAAUGGAAUUAAAGUACUGCUGAAAUUCCUGAACCAAAACUUCCAUGGGUCAAGUAACUACUUACUUCGACGUAGUGAUGCAUUGAGUAUAAUCUGUGCAGAUAUCCUCCCGUCUCUGAAGGAAGGAACUUUGGAAAAUAUUCAUCCCAGCCAGAGCAGUCAGAUAGAGGCAUAUAACGAUGAGAUAUUUUCUCGUGUUAAAUAUGUCAUUCAUAACACAAUUAGACCUGUGCUUUACCUAAUGCAUGCUGUUUCUUUCGGUCAGUAUGAAAGGAUUGAGCAGAAUCUGAUAGGCUACAAAGCUAUCAAAAUUAUGUCAAGAAUUGCUGAGAACUUCAGUGAUACAGAUAACAAAACUAUUGCUUAUCAGAUCAUUAAGAUCCAGAUCCAGUACAUAAAGGACAAAGGCAUGAAGAGUAAUUCCUCAAACAAUAUAAUGAAGGCUAUUUCCAAGGUUUAUGAAAACAUCAGGCUUGAAAAAGACGACAUUGGAGACUGGAUCAAACUUGCUGAAGACACUGAUUAUGAGACAGAGGAGCUUAACCAUAAGGAACUAGCCGAUGUGAAUAAAGAAUUCCAUCUCAGGUAUUACUGGAAUACAUCUGCUCAUUUCCAGGAUCAACCGGGGGAAGAUGACAGCAGUGACACAGAAAGUAGCAAAAGAAAGCCACUAGUUAAAACACUCAAACUCAAAAAUGAGUAUUACAAACUCAUGUUGCAAGCAGAAGAACUUACUGAUGACCAAAAAGAAAAUUAUAUGAAUUAUCUUUAG
Messenger RNA from Moneuplotes crassus, 2268 nucleotides. Lineage: Eukaryota; Ciliophora; Spirotrichea; Euplotida; Euplotidae. The record is from the annotation of a GenBank genome assembly.